GCGGACCCGCUCCUGGUCCACCCUGCAGCAAGUGGACGGCUCGGACGAUGACGAUCGUCCGGCGGCUGCCUCAGGCGAGGUGGAGGGGACCAUGGCGCGCGCGAUGCAGGCGAUGAUGGCGGACAUGAAGGACAUCGGGAAGGGGGCGCCGGGCAAGAGUCGCGAGACAUGGGGGGUCCUGAAUGGGGCGAAGCAGGCGAAGAAGACGGCCGCGUCCGCAGAGCGGGCAGUCCUGGGGGCGAGCAUGACUGUCAACGGCGUGGGGGACUUGGUGGCGAAGCUCCAGGAGACGUCGAUCACCGAAGAUGACGUGGCGAAGAUGAUCGAGGAGAGUUCGUCGCAGUGCACGACCCCGAGCAACGUUGCCUCUAGGUCCAACCCAUCAUCUGUUGUUGCUUUCACAGGGGACGCGCCCAGCGUGUCGACCUUUGAGGAGGCAGCUAAGGGGGCUAUGACUUAA
Molecule: messenger RNA, 460 nt
Organism: Prorocentrum cordatum
Lineage: Eukaryota; Dinophyceae; Prorocentrales; Prorocentraceae
Source: the annotation of a GenBank genome assembly